This is a messenger RNA of Pelobates cultripes (western spadefoot toad), 20767 nucleotides long. The record is from the annotation of a GenBank genome assembly. NCBI's taxonomy places the organism in Eukaryota, Metazoa, Chordata, Amphibia, Anura, Pelobatidae.
CAAACUUUUAUAGGAAAGAACUAAAAUAAAUAUAUAUUUAAAAAAAAAAAUAGUGAAAAAAUGGCCAGCGAAAUUAAGAAAAAAGCUUUCUGGAGAGCAGUAAUAGCCGAAUUUUUAGCAAUGAUAAUUUUUGUUUUUAUUAGCAUUGGUGCUGCUCUCGGGUUUAAUUUUCCUGUUGCACAGAGCCAGAAUGCUACCCGGACACAAGACAUUGUAAAGGUGUCCCUGGCUUUUGGGCUGUCGAUUGCUACCAUGGCUCAAAGCGUUGGCCACAUUAGCGGCGCUCACCUGAAUCCUGCUGUGACACUUGGUUGCCUGCUGAGCUGUCAGAUUAGCAUCCUCAAGGCUGUCAUGUAUAUUAUUGCCCAGUGCCUGGGUGCGGUGGUCGCCACAGCAAUCCUAUCCGGCAUCACGUCUGAAGUCAGAGAGAACUCGCUGGGUCUGAAUGGGGUAAGACAUUUUAUUCAUUAUUUUUUAUUAUCACAUUCUGUACGGAUCACGUACUAAACUGGAGCAAAGUACUAAAAAUGGAGCAGUCACCAUGGCAACCAAUGGAAUGUUCCACAGUUAAAACUUUGAACCAGAUACUUUGCAUUCACAUGGACCCAUUCUGUGCACCUGUUAAGGGACAUUUAUAUUACAAUGUAAUAAUUCAAAUAUGUCUUCAUGGAAAGCCAGGAAUAAUAAUAAGAAUUAAAAUAAAGGUUAUCUUUUUAUUGGGGUUUUCACUGUAAUUAUUUUACUGUCGUGACUGCUGAUAUAUUAUUAAACAAUUGUAGUUAUAGUAUCAUCAUUCACUCGCUUUACCUGUCGCUGUCCAGCUGACACGUCUUUCUCUCUCCAUCUAUGGAGCUGGCUCUCUCUGCUGCCAUUUCUUAAACCCCUUAAGGACCAAACUUCUGGAAUAAAAGGGAAUCAUGACAUGCCACACAUGUCAUGUGUCCUUAAGGGGUUAAACCCCAGGGUUUAUUUACUAAACCGGCAGCUGUGGAAAACUGAUCAGAGGAAUGUUCAUUUCACGACAAAAGAGGCAAACUAGAAAUUGCUGGGCUAAAAACCUAUUCAGUUUGGUUACUUUUGCCUAAAAUUUUUAAUUUCCUUUAUUAAUCUUCAACAAUUUCCAGUUCAUUAAAUAAACCACCUUGUGUUUUACCUGCUUAUGUGUUCAGUUUAGAAUGUAAGCUUUUGGGCUUCAAUCAGAUAGAUAGAACAGACAGACAAACAGAUAGAUAGAGAGAUAGAUAGACAGACAGAUAGAGAGACCGGUGAUGGAACAGACAGGCAGACAGACAGAUGUAAAGAUCCAUACAUCCAUUAAAUUAAAAUAAAUGUAUUAUAUUGUAAAUAUAUAAUACAGCUUUAAAUAAUGAUAGACUACACAUAUCCCCAAACUUUCCUAUUGGCGUGCAAAGGGUGCACUAUUUAAAUCAGAGUCAUUCUGUUUCCAAAUAGAAUUAACACGUCUUUUCCUACACAUUGAAUGGGAAGAAUUUACACAAUUUACUCCCCAAGGAUCCCUGCUGCAGGAAUGGAGCUGAGAUAAGGAGAGUGUUUAUGUUAAACUCAGUAGGAGUUUGACCUGCACUGAGAGUGCAUCAGGAUGUAGCAGUAUAUAUUCCAGCUGAUCACUGCAUCCAUUGCCCAGGCUGCUUCCCAGGGGAGUUCUUAGCAUCGGAAAUGUAAAGGAAAGCCAGCUUUGUUUUCCAGUAGUGAAUCCUUAUUAUAAAACUCUGUUGGAGAAUCCAUCCACAGGUUAAACAUCCUGAUACUCUCAGUGAUAACGUGUGGGGCUUAUUCACUAAAAACCAAAUUAUAGCUAAUGGAAACAAGAAUAAAGCAACCACAAUAGGACUACAGCUGAGUUGAGGAAUUUUUUUAAAUCAGCACUUUAUUUAUCACAAAUGUUCCGUUUUUAAUUCAGCGUUCACUGAAUACAUAAAUCCCAGAGAAAGUUAAGAAUAUCUGUCCGCUAUUGCACGGUAAUAAAUAUAGCUGGAUGUCUAACAGUCUGGCAAAGGGAAGCCGUAGAAACAGGUACAAACUAUGGUGGAUAAUAUACACGUCUUAAAGAAUGAAUACGUUUAGCAUAGGGUUUGUAAACCUGAAAACAAGCAGGUUCUUUCUAAGGCACAGAGUCCAAAACUCCAUAAACCACUUGUCAUUCUUUAAUUCAGUUGUGUUUAACUGUUGCCUUUCACUUGAUUAAUUCCUCAAAUUCUCUACUGGCCAAAGGGAAACCUAUGAGUCGAUCCACUAAACGACAAGUAAGAGUGAAUUGGGAAUUAACUUGCCUUGCAAGAUUUAGGACAAAAUUAUUGACCUGGGAAAAAAUGAUGCAUUUCAGUAGAAUCAGAUAUUAUUAUCUCUACUCAGGCAUUAAUUAUUAUUGUUUAUAAAGCGCCAACAAAUUCCGCAGCGCUGUAUAAUAGGUGGACUAAUAGAUAAGAUUACAGUGAAGGGUAAGCUUAUUGGAUGGCACAGUUGCAGGAGAGGAAGCAGGGUGGGUUACCAACUUAAUUGAUACCUAAAGAUGUGAGUUUUUAAUGAUCUUUUGAAGGAACUAAGACUGGAUAAUAGUCUAAUGAAGCAGGGAAGGGAGUUCCAUAGGUAUGGUGCAGCCCUAGAGAAGUCUUGAAGGUGUGCAGAAAAACAGAGAAAAGACGCAGAUCUUUGACAGAGCGUAGGGGCCUUGACAGGACAUAUGUGUUAAUUAGGAAGGAUAGGUAGGCUGGGGCAGAGUUAUGUAAAAAUUUGUAAACUAGCACCAGCAUUUCAAAUUGAACCCUAAAUCUUACGUGUAUUGGUAGGGGUAGGAUCAUGGCAAUCUUCUCAGCGAAGCGAGUAACAAAGUUUGUAGCGGUCAGGUUGGUAGGAGUAGGAGCAGCAGCGACAGGGCAAAGUAGAAAGUUAAAAGUGUGAAAGAGGCGUUUGGGUUCUCGGGAGAGCGUGGUAUUGAAGGUAGUUAUUUUUUAGAGACUUAUUUAUCAAGUCAUCACAACUUACUGUUUAUCAAAUAAACAGUCAAACAACAGCGCCAAGUGCCAAGUCCGGACACUCAUACUUUAAUUGGAACACCCAUGAGCAGAUAGCAUCUAGACAGAUCAUGUGGAAUGGUGGAAUUAGCUAGUGGUUCCCAGUCCUCAUGGCAUUCUCUAAUUCUGUCCCAAUGAGGACACUAAUAAUAUAUGGACCAUCGAUGUGCCUUGAAGAACUUUGUGGGGUAGAAUACACCUAUGAACCUAAUUAUCACCAGUUGAUGGUAUCAGAGAUAAUUCUAUCAUUCUCAUAAUUGUUGCCCAUUAAUUUUGCAGACUGAGGAAGGCACAUUUCACAUAGAAGAUUGCAGGGUUAGAAAGCUGACUUUUCAGCAGUAGGUGUACAGAGAAAGUUUUCCUAAGACUUUAGAUAGAAGUCUAGUCUGGCAGAAUGACUAAGCACAGUUUGGGGAAGAAUUGCAAUUUGUGCAUUGGCAGCGGGUCAACAUAAUUAGAAUGUGUAAAUAACUGCUUACUAUACUGUAUUUAUGUAAUGUUUUAAUUAAUGCUAGCUACUAGCAAUACACUCUAUUAACACUUUCCCUGUAUAUAUAUAUAAAAAAAUAUAUAAUUGAUCACCAGAUUUUUUUUGUUAAGUAUGAAAUGCAUUGCUAACCCAUAAACAGAGGAUACAGCAUUAAAUUAAAGGAACACUAUAAUGGCAGGAUUGCAAACAUGUAUUCCUGAUCCUAUAGGGAUAAAAAAAUAUUUUAGGUGACCUGUCCCCCCUUAGCCCUCUAAAAAUUGUGUAAAACUCACCUUUAUUCCAGCACCGCUUGGCUCUGCUGGCGUUGGCCUCACCCCCACUCUGCCUCCUUGGCUGAGAUCAUCAGAAUUGACAAUCUUAGCCAAUCCAAGGCUUUCCCAUAGGAAAGCAUUGGAGGCUAUUGUUCAUGCACUACAAAAUGAUGUGCUGGGCCAAUAAGCAUCUCCUCAUAUAGAUGCAUUAAAUCAAUGCAUCUCUAUGGGUAAAGUUCAGUGUCUCCAUGCAGAGGAUGGAGACAUUGAACUCAAGAAACACCUCUUGUGGCAAUCUGAGGAAUGGCCACUGGAGGUGUCCCUAGGAAGCAAUGUAAACAUUGCUUUGCAGGCAAAAAAAAUAAUAAUAAAAAAACACCUUUUUAUUCUAAAGGGCUACAUUAGGGCAAGCUGUAAUCAACAUGGAUUUUGGUAUAAUUGUAGACAGUUAUCUUAGCAACAAAUAUCGUGUAAUGUCAAUCAUUGAUUUUGACCAAGUAUAACAUUUUACACCAUAAAACCAGAUUCAAGUGGAUAUUAUAAGGUUAAAUACAAGUAUCCAGGGACAAUACAAACAGUGCUAUGGAGUUACAAUGUCAUGUAGAUUGUGCAUUCAGAUUCAGCCGUAUUGCGAUUUGGCCAAAUUUGGGUCAAUUGAUCAUUUGGCUAAAUUCUGUAUCUCUGAAGCAUUUCAUACUCAAGCAAAUGACUAGACUGAUUGUUGAACAUUUAGUAUUUCGAGUUCAUCUGUGGUUCCAAAAACAGAGAUGACUGAUGGGAAAAAAAAGAUGACUAAUGGUCACUAUGUCGAUUUUAUUCACAGAUUAGGUGAGACGUGACAAAUAGAAGAUCAAAGGAGGAGCAUUAGAAAAUUAUUAUAUAUUUAAGAAAUAAGUAAAAUACAUAAACAUAGAUUUUUUUAACUCUUCUUUUUCCCUCUAUUGGAUACUUUUUCUGGGCCUUUCAGUGUUAUUAUAAUAUUAAUAUUCUGCAUAUAUUUUGCAGUACACUGAUUGGCCCAUUUUCACACCUUUUUUCGUUUGCCUAAAUGUUUCCUUGAAAUACUUUUUAAUGAAUGACGUUCGGCCAAGCCGAAUUGUCAAAUGAAUGAGUAUCUGACGUCUGGAACAUAAUUUCAAUUUUUCUGAAUAUUUAUUUUGCCAACCAGAACAUCUUACCAUGUUACCAAAAAUAAUGAAUAUAUUGUAUUUAUAUUUUGUGUAUUCACUGUGAAUGUUUAAACAGUGUAUAUUGCUUUAAAGCCAUGCAGAUUUUUCCAUAUAGAACUCCAUGUAUAACCUUUCUGUGCUGGAUCAGUCAACAACAUAUUUUGCUGUAAGGUAUUACCACCCCGUUUACUGUUUAUUUAGCAAUCUGUUGGAAUAUCUGAGUGAACAGCCUCAUGGAUAUUUCAGAGACUUUUACAUUAGACAUUACCUCUUGGGUCAAAGUUGAGGUUAUUGCACUCGACAAGCAAUCCGAUGUCAAGAACAGAGAUACAAGAAGAUACUCGCAACAAUAUAAGAGAAAUAUUUCGUGUGAGAGUGUAUGACAGAGCUCCACAGCACUAAAGCUCAAUGUAAUGUGUAUGAUUGCAUCACAGAGCUCCACAGCAAUAAAGCUCAAUGUAAUGUGUAUGAUUGCAUCACAGAGCUCCACAGCAAUAAAGCUCAAUGUAAUGUGUAUGAUUGCAUCACAGAGCUCCACAGCAAUAAAGCUCAAUGUAAUGUGUAUGAUUGCAUCACAGAGCUCCACAGCAAUAAAGCUCAAUGUAAUGUGUAUGAUUGCAUCACAGAGCUCCACAGCAAUAAAGCUCAAUGUAAUGUGUAUGAUUGCAUCACAGAGCUCCACAGCAAUAAAGCUCAAUGUAAUGUGUAUGAUUGCAUCACAGAGCUCCACAGCAAUAAAGCUCAAUGUAAUGUGUAUGAUUGCAUCACAGAGCUCCACAGCAAUAAAGCUCAAUGUAAUGUGUAUGAUUGCAUCACAGAGCUCCACAGCAAUAAAGCUCAAUGUAAUGUGUAUGAUUGCAUCACAGAGCUCCACAGCAAUAAAGCUCAAUGUAAUGUGUAUGAUUGCAUCACAGAGCUCCACAGCAAUAAAGCUCAAUGUAAUGUGUAUGAUUGCAUCACAGAGCUCCACAGCAAUAAAACUCACAGAUAUGUGCAGUAUGUAUAGGUGUAUCACAGAGCUCCACAGCAAUAAUACCUUGUUAUGUGCAGUAUGUAUAGGUGUAUCACAGAGCUCCACAGCAAUAAAACCCUGUUAUGUGCAGUAUGUAUUUAUAACAGAGCUCCACAGCAAUAACACUUACAGUAAUGUGCAGUAUGUAUGAGUGUAUCACAGAGCUUUGCAGCAAUACAACUCAUACAUGCAGUGAGGUGUGUAUGAAGGUAUCAUCGCUUUUGAUCUGCGAAACGUUUGUUUGUAAUUUAUUUUGGAGCAGUAUAUUCAUUAUUUAAACAAGUUACCUUAUUCUAUCAUUAUAAGUAAGUAAAGUCAUUUUGUAAUUCAUCCUACAGAAGUAUUGCAAGAUGAGAAAUGUGUCUGAUUCCUGACUAUAGUUGGGAGGAGGUAUGCAAUAUGCCUUAUUUAAAUACGUUACCUUAACAUAUAUCGUUCAAGAUUAGAGGACUGCUUUGAUUCAGUCUGGAAUUCCCAGAUAUCUGGUUAAUUCCAGGGGCCCCGAUCUUUUUUUCUUCUAACUGCUCACUUUGUUCCUGGAUUCCUAGAGACCAUUAAAAGUGCUUGAAAUUAGGUCACAUAUUGCAUGUAUAAAAUAAACUAUUUAUCUUCUGUCCUUUGAUCUAGAUUGAGCUAAAAUAUACUUCUCAUCUGUAAACAAUCAUAUUUGUUUUAACACCAUGGUUAACGUUCAAUUGAUUAAAGGACAGAAAAAUAUGACUUUUAUUUAAAUACAUAAACUAAUUAAAAUUGUGUUCAACUUGAGGACCUUGGAAAAAUAUUUUAAAAGUUGAAAAUGAUGAAUGCCAUAUUUGAGAAAAUUUCUUGAUAAUGAAAGAUAUAAGGUACACCCGUGCAGAAGAGCUGCUUAGAUAAAGAGUUGCUUUACAGUAAAUAUUUACCAAAGCAGGCAUUUGUGGCUAGGAAGAUAAGCAUGUCUUUUUGGACCAAGUACACAGAGUCUCUAGAAAUAAAUUGACUCCUCCAUAUGUUAUAAAAUACAUUGUUUCUAUUACUACCUAAAUAUUGCUUAUUUUACGAUAAUGUUAAACCUGAUAUCUAAAGUUUACUCACAGUUACUCAUGAUACCAAAGUUUAUAAACAAUGUUAUAUAUAAAAAAAAAUGGGACAGCAGUUUUAAUUUUCUAGAAUUACUGUUCUCUAGAAUAACAAAGUAAAAUACCGUACUAUACAGAUGAGAAGGAUACACUACCUGUAAUAUUGUAAGUUAGAUAUGCUUGUUGCUUAAAAACAGCUGGAACAUUGAGAACAAUAUGCUCUUUACAUCCAAAUAAUCAUAAUACUUCCUUUAUUUAAAGGGACAGCCCACUGCACAAAUCCCAAAAAUAAUAAUAUAAAAAUACAUUUUAAAAAUCACUUUUUAGUAGAUAUUCCCCCAAUGAAAACAUGCAUUUCUUUAAUUAUGCAUUUCUUUUUUUAAUUGGGGUUAUAUCUAAAACCAGCUUUCAAAAGUGGCAGAUCUCUUUUCUGCAACCUUUGCAAGCCCUCCCCUUCUGACCCCGCCCAGACUUUCUGUGACUGUCCAAUCGCAGGCUUCCCAAUGCAGCUAAAUGGGAGUCUGAACCUCUCCAGCAGAGCUCGAUUAAAGAGUUUGAGAAGGUCACUUAUUGCUAAAUCCGAUAGUUCUUUUUCUGAUCUUUACUUUAAAUCUUAAAGAAUUUCAUAGAGGUAAAAUAAGAUAAACAUAAAAACGAAUGCAUCCAAAAAUAAAUACUGACUUAAUUUACCCAAGAAUACAAUUAUUGGAGUAAAUUAAUAUAACAAAAUAAAUAAGAAUACAACUUAAAGGACUACUAAUGUCACCCAGACCACGUCUUCUCAAUGUCACCCUGCAAUAUAUAACCCUUUUUUUUUUUAUAAACAGCAAUAUUUACAUUGUACUGGCAGCCAUUAUAACAGCCACUAGCGGUGCUUCCAUGAAACUUAACGAAUAAAACGUAGUCAUGUGACAUGGAAGGAACCAGUAGUCACGUGACAUGGAAUGCCCCAUAUUAAAGCAUUGAUGCAAUGUUUUCCUGUGGGGAAGCUUGGCUGCAUGUGCUGUGCUCGCUGCGCAUGCUCACCAGGUCCCCUAUGCUCCCCUAUGAGGAAAGGCGUCCGUCGUGACAUCACGGGAGGAGAAGAGCUGGGAAGCAACUAGGAACAUAGGCACUAAAUAAAGGUGAGGAAAACAUUUAUUUUCUUUAUUUUUAUCGUGAAGGGGAGGUGGGACCUGUAUUUUAUUAAGGACAGGGACACUAAAGUGAUACAGGUUUGUAUUCCUGGCGCUUUAAUGUUAGCUUGCAUGCUGCUCCUGAUCUUGCAGUACUAUAGGUUUAGAUUAAAUAUUAAGAUAACACCUCUACAUAUGAGCAGAAUGAGCAUGUAAGCUAUAAUUAGCUAUUUUGAAUGAAAAUAUCCUUUUUUUAUGUUCAGUCUUUUGGCGUUCCGUAGAGUCAUUUUAAUAAAAACAGGCGAUUAAACCAGUAAAGGUUAGCUUACACUGGUUUCCAAGAAAUCUUGUAUUGACCUCAGCAGUAUGAAAAGCUUGAUGAUUUAUCAGGAACUGAAUGUGGAACUGUGAAAACACUAACCACUGAGCUACCUCAAAAGCUGUUAAAGGGUGCCCAUAUACAAAUAAAUAAAAAUCACUGUUUAGUAGAUAUACCACAAAUGAAAACGUGUAUGCUUUAAAUUCUGCAUCUUUUCACUGGAGUUAUAUCUAAAAGCAGCUUGCAGAAGAUGCAGAUCAUUUGUCUGCAGCCUUUACAAACCCUCCUCCUUUAACCCCGCCCAGACUUUCUGUGGCUGUCCAAUCACAGACUUCCCAAUGCAGCUCAAUGAGAAGUCUUUGCAAGGCAGGUGCUCUGAGCAAUUGCUGCCUCUUGAGUUUAGUUCCACCGAGCUAAACAAACCAGGAAGUAAAAAGACAUGUUGUCUUCUUGAAAAUUCAAGUAUAAUUUAUAACAGCAUAUUCCUGAGUUUCUUAAUGAAAGCAAGAUGGAUUAAAGAGAUAGCUAGGAGAAUAUUUUGGUCAUCAGGCAGUAUCACCUUAACGUAACACCCCCUAUUGUCAUCUGCGUCUGGUCUUGGACUGUUAAUGGUUGACAGGUAGAGUCAUACUUAACUAAUCAGCUAUACUUAUUGUCCCACGUUCCCACCUUUUGGGCAAAAUUAAAGCACCACUGGCACCAUCUAGAACCUUUGCAGAAUUUGUGGUGGUGGUGGGCAGUGGAGGGGUGGGAAGAGGUGCACUGCCAUCCCACUCCCAGCAAGUCCCCAUCAGCUCCUGGUGCUUCAGCGUCAGGAGCUGAUGUUACUGCUGUAUUGCAUUUGCAUUGAAGCCUAUGGAUAUCCAUAGAUAAAGCCUAUUCCCUGCAGCUGUCACUGGUGAUGGCACUUCUAAAUGGCUGUAGCUCCACCCAGUGUCUAGAACUGUCAGGUAUAGGAAAUUUACAAAUACAUAGUCCCUACUUCGUCUCUGUAUAUCUCUUGACUGGGUUGGAAUUUCAGUUCCAACACAGUCAGUAUGAGUAUAUCAUAAAGUUUCUAUCUGUAUGAAAUACAAUUUUUUCACGGGAAGGGCGGGAUGUGACAGUGCUGCUUAAAAGAAACACUCUAGUUGAAGAGGCACAAUCGCUUCCUCCUCUAUUCCUCUCUCAGAAUCUGAUCUAUUUUUCUUUAAAACACAAGACAAAGAAGGGACUACUUUGUCUCAUGUAUUUUUCCUACGCUUGACCAUCUUUGACCCAAAGAGAAGCUUAAGUCGGCUCCAUUUCCUGUGUCAAAGAAAGUUUUACCACAAUACUCACCUCUCCUCCAUAUUCUUGCGUUGCUUCCUUUUGAUAUUUCCAAACGUCCUGUCAUUUAGACAAGGGCGUCAGCGAACGGACCGAAUUGCGUCGGGAACAGAAUGUCGACAUUUUGUCCAUUCGUUUUCAGAAAAAAUUCGGCUUUAUUUUCAGUUCAGAAUUUCAGCACUCUGAAUCUAAUUGCAAGGUGUGGGUAGCCCUCACCAUUUAAAAAUAGAUAAUUUUUUAUCGUCCGUUUUUUUUUUUCCAGCUUGGUUUUUUUUGUGAUCGGGUAAUUUUUAUUUUAUUAGUUUGACGGACUUUAUGAAUUUUUAUUUGGCAUUUUUGGGGGCUGAUAAUGAAGAUGAUAUCUAAUAUUAAGUAUUAUUUUUUCAUUUUCAGGUAUUUAGUUCAUUGCUAUGUAUUUAUUGAGGAGUUAUUAGGGGCUUGGGGACAUCUAGUCACUUGGAGGGGUAGUUACGUUUACAAUUUUUACUAUUUGCCCUCCCCCCCCGUUCAAGUGCCGUGAUUCUAACGCCAGGGCAAACUCCUUAACACAGCCUGAUUCUCCAUCACCAAAUGUAUUAACCUUGAUUACUGUGAUCCAAUUAAAUUCUCCUCAAGAGAGGCAAAAUGGAUAUAUAGAGCAUGCGCAAAGAUUUUAGCUAUGAUCUGCCAAUCCAAUGCUUCCCUGUGAAGAUCCUGGACACAAUUAACAUCCUUAGUGGCAUAAGUAUUGUAAAAUGUAAAAUAUCUUGCUAGAAAACAGCCCUGAUUUCAUUUGAAAGCCUGCAGGAGCAGCAACAACCCCCUAAAGUCAUUUCAUUAAAGCAAAGUAAUUUUGGUGCUUAGACUGUCCAUUUAAGGGUUCACUGAGAAUGAAUAUCCAUAAAUAACCAAGCUGAACCAUAUUCUAUAUUUUCAGGGCCGGAUUAACAUAAGGGCUGAUGGAGCUGCAGCUUCAGGCCCAGGCCCAUGGAAUAGGCCCAUUUAAAAAAAAUAUAUAUAUAUAUAUAUUUUUUUUUACAGACUACUCUUAGGUUUGCCACCUGACUGGUAUUUUAAGGCAGAGCUGGUAUUGGAGACUGCCUGGUCGAGACGAUAUUGCAGUAAUACCAGCAAUACAAAUGCAAAUAUUUGUCUCUGUAUAACCGAGAUUACUCUGCAAUACCAGCACCGGCCUGUAGGGUGUGUAUGGAGUGUAUGGAGAGAGGCAGGGAUAGGAAGUUACAGCAUCUCCCUGCCUCUCUCUACUCACUGAUCAGCAGGGGACCAGCUACACAGCACAGAGAGUCCAAACAGAAGCUCCCAGCCUGCAGAGACAGACUACAGCUCAGGUAUGUGAAGGAUGGGGGGAAAGGCAGCAGGGAGACAUGGGGACACUGAGACACUAGGGGACACUGAGACACUAUGGGACACUGGGAGACGCGGGGACAUUGAGACACAUGGGGACACACACAUGGGGACGCUGUAAGACACAGGGAGACACAUAGGGACACAGAGACACUAGGGACACAGUGUCUCCAUGUCUCCCAGUGUCCCCAUGUCUUCCAGCCAGUGUCCCUAGUGUCUCAGUGUCCCCAUGGCUCCGGGUGUCCCCCUGGUCUCCAGGUAUCUGUGACACCAUGUCUCUGUGUCCCCAUGUCUCUCAGUGUCCCCAUGUCUCCCAGUGUCCCCAUGACUCCCAGUGUCCCUAUGUCUCCCAGCCAGUGUCCCUAGUGUCUCAGUGUCCCCAUGUCUCCCAGUGUCUGUGUCCCCAUGUCUCUGUGUCCUUAGUGUCCCCAUGUAUAUGUCCACAAGUGCCCCAUGUCUCCCAGUGCCCCCAAGUGUCUGUGUUCCCAUGCCUCCCAACCAGUGUCCCUAGUGUCUGUGUCCCCAUGUCUCCCAGUGUCUGUGCCCCAUGUCUGUGUCCCUAGUGUCUGUCUCCCCAUUUCUCCCAGUGUCCCCAAAUGUCGGUGUCCCCAUGUCUCCCAGUGUCCCCAUGUCUGUAUUCACAAGUGCCCCCAUGUAUCUCAGUGUCCCUGGGUCUCUCAGUGUCCCCUAGUAUCCUAAUGACACGGGACACACUGAGACAUGGGGACACUGGGAGAAAUGGGGACACAUACACUGGGAGACUAGGGGACUGGGCGACAUGGGAACAUUGACACUGUGAUACAUAGGGACACUGAUGCCAGGCUAAUUUUUUGGACAGACAUGCCCCCUUUUUGGGCAUAUUUGCCCCUUUUGGCAAUUCUGGUCACGUGAUUCGCGUCAGUGGCGCGCCCUUUUACCCCGCCCAUGGACACUGCUGUCAUGGGGUAUGGAUUUACUUGAAAGAUGAAAGCAUUAAUUAGAUAAAGAGAUUAGCAUAGAGUAUGUGUUUUCUUAUAGCUGCAUCCUUUGAGUUUCCCUCCAACACCAACUCCAUCAGAUACAUGACACUUGAGAGGUAUGACUGUUUUAGUGUUUUUGGUCGAUAAGAUUCUGUAGUUAGGCCCAUCAUAAUUGUCAGCACCAGGCCCACCGGGCUCUUAAUCUGGCCCUGUAUGUUUUAAGAUAGUGAUACAGUGGAGCUGUCAGACAGACUAUAUAAGCAAAAAAAAAGUAGAAUAAAACAACGUAUGUUGGGUCUUUUAACUUACAGUCAUAGAUAUGGGAAGAAGCAAUAUGAAGUUUAAAUGUUAUUUCAUGAACAUUGCUAAGGAAUUCGUGUUUUUUUAAUAUAGGUAUAAUAAGAUAUUCAUGGGAUAAAUGGUAAGAGAGUUUACCUAUAGGCACAAUCACUUUUCUAAAGGUUAAUAAGAGAAUGCAAACUGUGAGCUUGUGAAAAGAAAGCUCUGCUAAUAGAUUUUCUACAGCUUCCCGCUGAGCCAAGACAUUUAUUUCACUGUGAUUUCAACGAACACGCCCUUCGAGGGGAUGAAAGAAAGACUUAUCCUGAUUCUGUCCUCGUGCAUGUUAAAAAACAAAUGAUUCCAAGCUUUCGAAAAACUCUCAGCGCAGCGUUUCCCUUGUGAAAUCGUGAGACGUUCAUUUUAUAUACAGAAGUGCGCUGGAAAGACACAGCGUUACCAUAUCUGCAGUGGAAAAUCUGCCUUGGAGUUUGUAAAAAGCCUAUUCAUGCGCCAAAAAUACAAAACAAAACUCAAAACAAAACACACACAGUGACAAAAAUGUGUAAACAUUCAAACAGAGCCACAAAGUCUUCUUCCAAUAUUUUCAGACAACAGCAGAACAUACACAACCUUCGAGAAUAUCUCUAGUAUACUUUGUAGCCUUAAUGGUUAUUCUAAUAACUGAAAUGAUCUGAUAGAUUUAUAAAUAACAGUCGCUCUCACAACAUUCAUGACCCGGGGAUAAAAGGGGCAAUUAUUCAUGAACUGAGCAUAUACAGCCGGUUAAUACAAUAGGAACCAUGGUAAUGGCGAUCUUAAAAAACUAUCUGACAGCCCAAUAAAUGUGCUUAUGGGCCUCAAAGUAAGUGAAACAAUAAAUUGUCUACAUAAUUAUCGCAGCGACAGUGAAAGGGUAUGCUGUAAGCACUUUGGCAUGCAAGCACAGAAGCUUUGGGUUUUCCAUUAAACAAGCUUAUAUCAAUUUGCAUAGCUUUAUUGUACAGGUGUUUAUAGAUCGAAAGUCACUGCCUCUUCACUACGAAUGCACUUUGUGUGAUUGUUUUUGUAAUAAAAUCAACUCCACAUUCCAUGUUGGAAUUAUAUUGUAAAUUCUUAUAAACGGAAUACACUGUAUGUAACACACACUCCCCCCUCCUCUCUCUCCCUCUCUCUUCCUCUAUCUUGCUUUCUCUCCAUUUCUCUCCCAUCUGAUUUUCAUGUAACAGAGAGUCUAGAGAUAGGCAACCAUCGGCACUCCAGAUGUUGUGGACUACAACCCUCAUAAUGCUCUUAUACACAUAAUGCUGGCAAAGCAUCAUGGGAGGUGUAGUCCAAAACAUCUGCAGUGCCGAAGGUUAUAGACCGAGAGAUGAACAGUUGUAAGGUAGCAUAAAUUGCUAUUAAAAAAAAACACAAGAACAUUUUAUAUCUCUCAGUGUUAGUUAAAAAGACAUUUUGUAUAAAAUGAGAUUUAUUCAUACAAUAUGGCCAUAAAGUGCCAUGCCAAACAAUUCCGUCAUAGUACUGUAUAUAGGUGCGAUAUAACUUUGAACGUUUUAUAUAUGGGAGCUUGUAUACUUCUACGUAUUACCUAAACUAGCCCGUGGUCUUCAUUGAGAACCUUUCUUACUGCGUACAGUAAAAUUACAAUGUACUCCAAGUACUGUCCUCCAUAGGGAUCCAGGCUCGUUCUUCCUUGCUCAUAGAUGCCCACCUUCCUAAUUAUAAUGCAAGUAGGGAUGGUCUUGGACAAAAAGGAACAGUAUAGCAAUACCAAAUUGGUUCAACAUUUUCCAAAAAUGGCUGGGAGUGAGUGGAGACACAAGUCAUUCCCCACUACCAGAGCUUGUGAGGAACUCUGCAAAACAUGAAUUCUCUGGGUAGAAGACUUACUUUGAAGUUGGUAUAAUUUUAUAAUCUUUACCUGUGCAAAAAACAGCAUUUAGAGAGAUUUAUCUAUGGUUUAUAUAAAUAAAUAUAAGAAUACCUUUAUAUCUCUCUCACACACAGUCACAUACCUAAACACAGAUUCAUUUGGCUUUUCUGCAUCCCAGUACUUACAGCCUUUUAUUGCAUGAAUAGGGCAAACAAAGUGUUAAAAUUGCUUUGACAAAAAUGUAGAGAAUGCACAGCCUCCUAGCAGCAAAACAACCACAACACACUAUGUGAUUAUGGCACUUGGAGAGUCAAUUUAAAUUCACCAAAUUACCCACUAAUUAACCCACUUUCUCCUCCUACCCAUCUUCCUUCAGUUUAGUUUAUAGUGCGAGCCUCCAGGGGCAUAAAAUCCUCUCUACCAACCUAUCUAAUCACUUCACAACCUAUAAACGAUUUGCUAAAACUCUCUCAUCAUGAACUUCAAAUCCCCCCUGCAAGAUCUUGUCUCCGCUCAUCUUUACAAAGUUUGUUAUAAACUCUCAAGCCAUACUAAAUACUGUUAUAAAUGCUAGAUGCUCUGUCCCAUUAUUGUACUAUCAUUACUUCCCUUUACGUUGAGUUCAUCAAUUCUUCCAUUGAUUUAAUUAUAUUCUCAUAGGUGAUCAUCAUUUUCUAGGCAGUGGGAGAUGAAGGGUGAAUACUACAAAUACCUUUUUUAGGAUCAUUGUUAUAUCAUAAAAUUUGAGGAAAUGUUUAUAGGUUGAAACACUGUGGAAUAACGUAAUCUUUUUAGACAUGAAAUUUCAUAUGGGAAUUAACUUAAAGUGAUCCUUCAUUGGUGAAUUCCAAAUCUUCUGAAAAGUUUUUAGAAAUUUUCGUUAGUGCUAUUAUGAAGAAUUUCAAACUGCUGUCUAGAUCUAUUGCAACUCAAUAUCAUCGCACAUUUGGUAAUGCUAAGAAUGGUGGUUUGAGAGUCUGAUUAUUAAUAUAAUUUGAGAUGAUAUUGAGCAUCGGGGGAGAUUUCGACUUCUAAGUAAUUCACUCUACAUUUAUGGAUUGUAGAAUAGUUCAUGCCCACCAAUGUUAGGGUAACGUUCGGUGUACAAAAACAUGUAAUUUUAUAAAAUGUAUUGUUUUGCUGUAAUGUGAAAUAUAAAGAAGGACAUCAAUUUGGAAACAUAGAAUUUUCUAUGAUACUACAUAAUUACCUAUGUGUCGUAGUAUAACGUGAACGUCUGGUAUUAUAGUAUCAAAUGAGAUUUAUCUGUUAAUACAUGUCUAAUAAGGCCUUUGGUUCUGGAAGACAGAUGGAAUGCAAUAAGUGUGAGAACCUCCUCCGUUCCAUGCCACCCACUAGUGGAUGUUAUUGUGUUUUAACAGUUGCAGUUGACAAUUCAUUUUUAUUUCUUGAUUAUAAUUUUAUGGGAAAGAUUAAUAGCGCAUUCUUUGUCUGAUGCCUGCCUAACUUGUUAAAAAAAGGUCAAGUAAACAUCAAAUGUGUUCUGCCUCCCCUCAGUGUGACUAAAGAUGUUGAACUGAUCUUAACAGAAGACAAUGCCCCCAUUCGGCAGUUUUGACAUUCCUAAAUGCUCAAUAUUAAAGCAUAAUAUACCUCGUAAAUACUAUCUCAAGCAAUGAGCACCCCUGUCUGAAGGUUAACUCAAAUGUUGUGUUCUAUGGUUAUAUAAUACAGAUUAGGGAACAGCGCACACACACACAAAAAAAUACAGUUUCACAUUUUACAAUGCGCCUUAAUAUCACCUAUCUUAGCAAGCAGAUAUGGGGAUUCAGUUACACAAUAUGGCCAUCUUCUAUGUUUCAUUUAUUUGUAUUCCAUAGAAACUUAAAAAAAAAAAUCUGUUUGUUUGUUUUUUACAGCCCAGUGGUGGUGUGUCAGCAGGACAAGCUCUGGGAGUUGAAAUCAUUAUCACCUUCCAGUUGGUGCUCUGCGUCGUGGCUGUCACAGACAAACGUAGGACUGAUAUUACAGGAUCCAUACCCCUCGCCAUAGGUCUAUCGGUGGCCUUGGGACAUCUGAUUGCAGUAAGUAUACUAUAUACCAGUGAGAUGAACUAUGAAAAGCGUUAACUUAUUAGAUAUUACUAGAUUAAGAUCCAUUUUCUGCAAUUGUAACUAUAUUAAAUAUCUAAAUCUCGGUGCUGAGCUAGAUCUUAGACUAGUUAGAUUAUCCUCACGUAAAGCAAAUCGAUGGUCAAUAUAUCUAAAAGACUAUCUCCAGUAUUUAAGGCUAUGCACACUUGGGAUCCUAGCUAACAAUUUCUGGUAUUUCAAUGGAGUGCCCAUACGGAUUAUGUUAUUAUGGAUCUUGAAGCAGAAAUACACUUUCAAUUCAAUUUGAAUUGUCACUUUAGCAGAUAACCCUGCUAGUAUUUCCUCUUAGACCUGGAGAGGCCAAAGGUAGAUCCCCAGUUAUAUAUAUUCCCAUUGUAGUUGCAUGCAGUUUUUUAAUAGUUAAGGGACUACGUUUUUGACCACUGCUGCCACAGACCAUGCUUUCAAUCUCAUAGCAAAAGGGAUAUUAUCGUCAUGCUGUUAAUUAUGUUGUUGACUUGAAGCUAAUUAAGACCUUUACGCUGGUAUGUCUGGGAGAUUGAACUGAAAGUUCCUUUGGGUACACCAUUAAGAGUCUUGUAAUAGGAAACAUGUGCUACUUUCAUUAGAUUAUGAAGUUACAAACUAAAUUAGGUUGGAAAAAAAACACAAACUCCAUCAAAGUCAAUAUUUUCAAGUACCCAUUUUUCUUAAUCCAAGAAAGGCAAAACUCCUCUCUAUAAAGGCAAACAAUGUUUUCUCCAAGUGAGUGCUACCUGUAUGUGUUCAGUUUAGGCAAAUAGCCAUGCCAUUGCAUCAUUACCACCUGUUUUUGACCACUUUUCUAUAAUUUCAUCCCAUACGGCACCAUUCGGCUUUCUAGCAGUAGGCUCUGCGUGCCGCUCUGAUAAUUAAAGAGAAAACUAUCAAACAUUAAAGGGACACUAUAGUCACCUGAACAACUUUAGCUUAAUGAAGCAAUUUUGGUGUAUAGAACAUGCCCCUACAGCCUCACUGCUCAAUCCUCUGCCAUUUAGGAGUUAAAUCCCUUUGUUUAUGAACCCUAGUCCCACCUCCCUGCAUGUGACUUGCACAGCCUUCCAUAAACACUUCCUGUAAAGAGAGCCCUAUUUAGGCUUUCUUUAUUGCAAGUUCUGUUUAAUUAAGUUUUACUUAUCCCCUGCUAUGUUAAUAGCUUGCUAGACCCUGCAAGAGCCUCCUGUAUGUGAUUAAAGUUCAAUUUAGAGAUUGAGAUACAAUUAUUUAAGGUAAAUUACAUCUGUUUGAAAGUGAACCCAGUUUUUUUUUUCAUGCAGGCUCUGUCAAUCAUAGCCAGGGGAGGUGUGGCUAGGGCUGCAUAAACAGAAACAAAGUGAUUUAACUCCUAAAUGACAGUGAAUUGAGCAGUGAAAUUGCAGGGGAAUGAUCUAUACACUAAAACUGCUUUAUUUAGCUAAAGUAAUUUAGGGGACUAUAGUGUUCCUUUAAGAAAAAGAAACUAUCCUGCAGAAAUAACAAAAGUCAAAGGAACAUGAAAUAAAUAAGAAAAAAAUAAACAAAAUAUAGUGUAAUAAUACAUUGUAUUUUUUAUAUAUUAGAUCUCUUAAUUUAGAACCUUACUUACUAAGAUUUUUCACAAUGUUCUGCCAUGUGGAGACAUUUACACAUUGGGGAUUUCAGAAUGAAUGUGUUUUGUUGCUGAACGCCGAUACAAACCAUACUGACGUGUACUUUUUCUGUGCAGAUUGAUUACACUGGCUGUGGAAUGAACCCAGCACGUUCCUUCGGUUCUGCUGUAAUGGCAAGAAACUUUUCACAUCACUGGGUAAGAAAGAAUUGAUAUUCACUACUGUUAUAUAAUAUGCAAUAUAUUAACAUGUACAAUUACUAAGGUGUAAUAUUUAGAAAUCAUUUCAUAAUUCGGAGAGGACCAAUGUGCAGUAGGUUAGUUAGCCUGUCUAACCUGUGAGUUUUGUGGUUAGUUGUGAAUCUUUGAACUGCAAGUUAAAUUAAAGAGUUGCUAAAUUUCUCCAAUUUGAUAUUUAUAGUCAGCAGAACUGUAAUUUGACUUAGUAUAAUUUAGGUUGUUAAUACAACAUUCAUAUUCCAUUUAAGAAAAUACAUAAAUGUAUUUUAUAAUUAAAAAAAAAAUUUGUUUUAAAAUUAAUUAUUUAUUAAAUUGAUAUGGGAAUUAUUUGGUUCUCUGGAUUCUAAAGAAUAAAAACAAAUAACAAACAAACAAAAACAAAAAACAUAACACGCCCCCCCCCCAAAAAAAAGCCAUGUAAAUAAUUUUUAUACUUUAUUAUGUAGACACAUUAAUCUAAUCUAAUGUAAUCUAAUAUAAUAUAAUAUAAUCUGAUACAAUCUACAUACUCCAUAAAAUGUUGCAAGUCAAAGUACUUUUAUACACUACUCUAAAUGUAUUAUUCUCUAUAAUGUCAUGUGAAUAUAUCUGUAAAAUGAAAUUGUCUGUGAUACUGUAAUCAUCAUCCAAAUGGCCUAAUGUAUUUAAGAUUUGGGAAGAUUUAGCAAAACGUGUUAUGCAGAACGUUUUAAUAUGUAUUGUUUUAUUUUAUUAGAUAUUUUGGGUUGGACCCAUGAUUGGAGGUGCAGCAGCAGCCAUUAUAUAUGACUUUAUCUUGGCCCCAAGGACAAGUGACUUCACAGAUCGCAUUAAAGUCUGGACCAGGGGCGUGGAAGAGUAUGAUCUGGAUGGAGAUGACAAUGCACGGGUUGAAAUGAAACCAAAAUAAAAUUGAAAUGGAAAUCUAAAUUAAAAAGAAAAUAGAGAUGUCAGUAUUAUGGACUUAUUUGUAAAAAAAAAAUAAAAACAUUUUUUGGGGGGUGGUGUGGGGGGAGGGGUUGGGAAUGAACUUUUUAUCACAAUUUCCUUUAAAUGUCCUGUUGUGCCUUUGCAGUUUGUACUCUAAUAUGAAAAUUACACACAUGAAGUUCUUCCUGUUUAACCAUUUUGGUGCCAGAGACUUGAAUUUUCUUAGUUUCCCAGACUUACUUGCCUCUUUGGUACUGCAAUGGUUAAAAAGGCAUUUUAUAUUUAAAUAAAAAAAAUCUUUAUUGCCAGCAGUAACCCUUUUAUUUGUACCCAGAUAAUAUUACUGCUUUUGGUUUGAUUAAAUCAAGCUUGCACAUCAUUAACAUUGACAUUAUAAUUAAUGAUAUAUACAUUUACUGUUAAAAAUGUACAUUUUUGGCAAAUCACGGUGGGAACCACAAAUGUUGCGUUUUGUAGCUGUUAAAUAAUGCACUUAGAUGGCAUAUGGUGAUUUGUAUAAUGGAGGAUUUUGGAACAACUGCAAUCGCCAUUAAAGUUCAAGCUCACCUGCUAUCAUCAAGGCAAACGAAUUACCCCUAACAAGAACACACAUGGUAUGGGUUACUGCACAGUAAUUAGGCCUAUUAAUACAAAUGCAACUAAAACUACAGGAAUUAGCCUGCAAGCUCAUGGGAUUCUUGUUUCUUGUUAAUUAGAUUGUACGGAUUCCUGAGAAUACCCCUCUCUGUCUCGCAAGGUGAAUCAGUGCUGUAGGUAGGACUUAGCUUCGCGUUUUGCGUUGAUGGUGGGAGGGGACAUCACAAUAGGGACUGGGGAUUGUUUCCUGAUAACCUGUGUGGUAUUGCGUUUUUUGAUACAUUUGGGCUGAUGUAUACUGUUGCCUUGGACAGCAGGUGUGGAUGGUGAAGUAAUUCAAUGGUAUUUUAUUUCUGUAGUUUGGGAAAAGGAUGUCAGAAAAAAUGAAAAAUGUUACAGCAGGAGGUUCAGCCUGACAGGUAUAUUACAAGCGCAACACGCAACAAAAAUAAAAAAAAUAAGUGGAGGCCGUUAGGGAUGGGGAAUAAGCAAAAACGUUUACUAUUUGUCUGAAAGGGCCAAAAAUGACCAGGCAGAGCGCCUCUGUCUGUCUGUCUAUCUAUCCAUCUAUCCAUUCAUUUUGUUUCUAUUUCUUUUAAUAUAAAUAUCUGGAAAACACAGGACUUAAUAUUAAAGUUGAAAACUGUAUUAAAGAAGGAAUUUCAUUAAAAUAUUUUGUCAUUAGGCGGAAGACCCUUUUCCUGCAGGAUUCUCUUGAUGCGAGCUAUCCUGUGUUCAUGCUGCCAGCGGCUCCGAUGCCUUUUUUUUGUGCUUUACAUUAAUUUGUACUUUUCUCUGUUACAAAUCACUAAUAGCGUCAUAGACUCGGAGACACCACUAUGUAUAAAAGAUUUCUGCAGUAAACGACAGCAUCCAAAUCACGCUCUCUUAUUUUAACAAUAUAUUAUUCAUUCCAGUUUGGACAUUGUAUAAAGAAAGUAUCUCACUUACACAUGCAGUUACCUACACUGUCUAAUUACACUAAGACUAAACACUUUAUUACCCGUUUAGAGAUAUCAAUAUAUAUAUAUUUGCUUAGCUGUAUUACUGUUAUUAUGAAAUAUCUCAGUAUUGUAAAUACAUAUUUGAUUGCAUUCUAAAUAAAAUAAGCUUGUACUAACAGAC